This is a messenger RNA of Stegastes partitus (bicolor damselfish), 4535 nucleotides long. RefSeq names its product TSC22 domain family protein 1. The record is from RefSeq and is a predicted model, not a curated record. Lineage: Eukaryota; Metazoa; Chordata; Actinopteri; Pomacentridae. Bases 751 to 3138 code for a protein of 795 amino acids. The transcript is spliced from 3 exons. Gene Ontology annotation, biological process: positive regulation of cell population proliferation; negative regulation of apoptotic process; regulation of transcription by RNA polymerase II. Gene Ontology annotation, cellular component: nucleus; cytosol.
CCUCUGAGACUGACAGCCCGUUAGCCGCUGCUGCUCACCGGCAAUGAUACAGCAAACACGGACGCAGUAAGAUACACCGAGAUGGACUUGGCGAGCACUUUUUACCACUACAAAGACGGAUAUUAUUUACACGUCGCCGUCUAGUGACAUCAGACGGCGUGUAGUGUCACCUGGGCUCGGUUUCGUUUCGAGGAAAAGGAGACUCGACGGCCGGGAGAGGAAUGGAUGCGACGACUGCUUUCCUGCGACAUACACCGGCCAGCUAAGAGGCUUCACUCCGAAGACCACCUGAAUUAUUCACACUAAUUCCUCUGUGCUCAAUUGUGACAGUAAUAUCCACUAAACGUUCGUGGUUGGCAGUGGAAAGGUACACAAAGUUCAAGAGGAGCGUUGCUAAUCGCUGCUGGCGACCCAGCGCAGCGUUUAGCUAACCAGCGGCUAGCUGAAAUUCGCAUUCUUUGUUUAUUUUAUUUGCUUCGUUAAAUACACUGGUUUUAAUCGUUCUGGAGUUGGAGUUGAACUCGAGUUGAGAGGAGGAACUCAGCCGGUGAGCUAAUGUUUCAGCCUGACUACAUCUGGGAACGUUUAGCUUGAUUUUUAAAGGACAUAAAUCAUAUGACUUCUCACUUAUGGCUCGUUAGUAUCGCGGUACUGCAGCUGACCCAGCUAGCUAGCAUCUGUGUUAGCUAGUCGGUAGCGCAAACAACCGUCUGCCACUUCUUGGCCGCGACAAACUCCUCCACGGUAAAGAUGCACCACCAGGACUUCUCCGGAGACCCGCCCGGGACCGCGACCCGAAAAACGUCCUUUCACUACAGGAGGGGAAGCAGCGGUGCGUCCGCCUCCUCCGCAGCCGGUGGAGUCGCCACGGCUGAAGACAAUCCAACCCAGGCUGGAUCCUCCUCUCCCGGACCCCACCACCAGCCCCAGUCCCAAGCGGCUGGAGCUCAGGUGAAGAAGAAAAGUGGCUUCCAGAUAACAAGUGUCACCUCUGCUCAGAUAAAUGUGAGCGGCAACAACAGUUUAGCAGACGACACAGAGAGCUAUGAUGACAUGGACGAGUCGCACACUGAAGACCUCUCCUCCUCUGAUAUGCUGGAUGUUUCUGUGUCCAAGGCCACGGAUACAGGUGUGCCGGAGAGAAGCUCCUCGGAUGAGACGCUGAACAGCCUCCACGGGGUCGACACACCUGGACUGGUGUCACCCAACGAGCCUCUUCAGCCUCAUUCCAUCCCUCAGGGGUCCCAGCAGCACACCUCUAUGGUAAACGGAACAAUGCACCACCAUUAUUACCCUCAGCAGCACGGCCAGGCCCAUCACCACCACUCUGACAGCUUGGGAGGAGGUGAAGCAUCUUUACCAACUCUUCCCGUUGCUCCUUUGGCUACCUCCAGUCCGGCUAUGGGUUCCAAAGCUGGGGCUAGCCAGACCCAAAGGCCACCAAUGUUGGAUAACACUAAACCUGCAAGUCAACAAGUAGCCCCUGUUGUUGGUGGGACAGCCACUGACCCACAUGGACAAGGUAAUGUGAACAUUUCUAAUGUGUCAGCUGUCCCUGCUGCUGCUGUUCCUCACUCUGGGCCUGCAGGUUUAGACACCACCAAUGUAAGCGGACAAGUAGCUUCUGUUGGAGGAGGAACAGGCCCUGCUGCUGCUGCCCCCAACACUCAAACCCAGCACACCCAAACAGCUACCGGCUCUCGUUUUAGGGUGGUCAAACUAGACACUAACUCUGAGCCAUUCCGCAAAGGAAGAUGGACGUGCACAGAGUAUUAUGAAAAGGAGGUUCCUCAUCCGACUCCAUCUGAAGCACCAAAAGCUGCAGACGUGGCUGCAGAGACUGACGCAGUGAAUGCUGGGAUUAGUCCAGGUGUACCUGCUGUACAGCCGCCUCACACACUACAGCCCUAUCAGCCUCCAAGCCAGGACUACACCAGUCCACAAGCCAUGCAGAGCCCACCACAGGGGCUCACUCAAACCACUCCUCUGACCUAUGUUUCACCCCAGGAGGUUGUUGGUGGGGCUCACAUGCAGAAGCCUGUGGCUCCUGUCACUGUCCCUACAGUGAUGCCACAGGUGACACCACAGGCUGGUGUGACUCAACCUGCUCUAGUGAUACCCCAGCAGUUGCCCUACGCUGUGGAUCCCCACCAGACUCAACCCCAGGGAGGUUACCCUGCACCUCAGCUCCAUGCGGGGGUCAUGGCCCCAGCAAAUGUCAGACAGCCAGAUUUUAUCCAGCCUACCGCUCCUUUCCAGACACAAGUCCAGCCUCCGCUGCCACAUGUUACGACCGGACUCUCCAUAACACCAGUACCAGGAGUCAUGGCACCACAGCCAGUCAGCGUUACUCCACAGCUGCCUCAUCAAGGUCAGGUAGCCCCACCUCCUCAGGCAACUUUUGCUGCAGGACAGCCACAGACUCUCACCGCUCAUCCUCCACCCCAGCCUCACCCACAGCCACAAAUCACAGUCCCUAUACUGCCCACCCAUGGGACCCCCUACAUGCCUCUGACUGCACUGCAAGCUGACCUUCAGCCGCUCCUCACCCCGGGCACAACCCUCACCCAUGUCCCUGGAGGAGGGAGCUCCAUAAAAGCCUCCCAGCUGGAGGAUGCUCAAAAGCUUCUGCUCCAGCACCAAGGCCUGCUGGGUCUCCCCAGGCUGGCAGUGGCAGCAGGUGGCGAGGGGGCCACAGAGGCCGGUGGUGCUGUAGGAACACUCGCCCACAUUGGGAUGUCAGCGGAGGCCAGCGCCUUCAUGGUGGCUGCUGCUGCAGGCCUCAGGACUCAGCAUGCUGAAGGAGACGAGGACAGCUCUUCGGGCGCCAGUGUGGUGGCCAUCGACAACAAGAUUGAACAAGCGAUGGACCUGGUGAAGAGCCACCUGAUGUACGCGGUGCGCGAGGAGGUGGAGGUGCUGAAGGAGCAGAUCAAGGAGCUGAUCGAGCGCAACACUCAGCUGGAGCAGGAGAACAACCUGCUCAAGAACCUGGCCAGCCCCGAGCAGAUGGCUCAGUUCCAGGCACAAGUCCAGACCGGCGGCUCCCCGACCAGCACCGCCCAGCCUCCGGUACCCGUCCCGGGCGGAACCACGCAAGCCCUCCCCUCCUCACAGAACUCCGGCUCGUCUGCGUAACACGGACUUGGGAGAGCCUCCCCUCGGGGAUGACGGACAGAGGGGAUGGAAGGAAGAAGAUGAGGAGGAGGAGGAGGAGGAGGAGGAGGAAGGAGUCUCGCCAUACUGUGAACGGACUCGAGCUUCUGGACCGACUAUGCCACCGUUUGGAGGAGCGCACACUGACCCGGCGGACGGAGAAACAACCCUCUUUUUGUUGCACAUUUUUAUUUAACUGAAAGACGUUGGAGCUGCACCGGUGUGUGAAUGCGUGUCUGCUUCGUCUUUUAUUACUGCUUCAGACAAUCGUUGUCGUGGUGAUGAUGAGGGGAGCCGGCCAAUCGGAGGCUCUCGUCAGUCGAAUCCCCCCCUCCCACCCACCCACCCACCCUCCUCGCAGUGUGCCAUCGUCCCCCCUCCUCACCUCUGCUGUCCAUCAGUUUUUUAAUCGGUGUUUUCCUUUCUCUCUCCCACCACCACGUGCACUUUGUUCAAGGCAGACAAACUUUUCAAGGGAGAUUCGUUUGAGCCCAUCUGGAAUGGGAGCUUCCUGGUUCUGAAGAGGACGAGGAGGGCGGCGCUGAGGGGGGCGGGGGUCGUAAAACAAAUCUGAAAUCUAAAUUAGCGGCGCCUCAUUGUUCGCUCUGAGAACUCGGUGUUCUGCCGUCCCCACCCUGAACCUGAACCUGAACACUUCUUACUCGGAUGGAGCAUUAAAACAUUUAUGCAGGGAAUCAAUGUUUUUUAGGGAGUUUUUUUUUUGUUUGUUUUUUUGUCUCUUCUUGGUGUAAUAAUGUCCUGUAAAAAAAAAUAAAUAACAGAAAUAAAUUAGGACAUGACUGUUUCUAGGUAGUGAACUUUGUACAGAUUUAAAAUUUCCAAUUAAACUCUGCCAAGUGCCUGGUUUCUAACCAUAGAUACAUAUAUCAGAGCUGUGUUUUUUUAGUUGUGUUUUCUAUAUAUAUAUCUAUGGUUUUGCCAGGUUUUGAACUACCAGUGAUGUCAGUACUCAGGGUGGGAACAGAAGAGGACGUUUUACCUCGACACUAGAGAUGCUGUCUUCUCUCCUGCAGUGACACACGGCUCGUACUGUACGUGAAUCCACUCGCUCCGAUCAUCUGGACUGUUUUUACCGUUUUGGGGACGUGUGUUGUUGUUGUUGUUUUUUUAAAAAAUAAUAAUACUAAUUUUUUUUUUUGUUUUUUUUGUACAGCCAAGUGUUUUGCGUUGCUCUUAGUGCAACUGGAGCGCCGAACACGAUAAAUAUGACACACUUGGCGAUUUAAAGAAAAAGAAACACGAUAAGGAAAAUGCAGAAGUAUGUGGAUGUUUUGUGCAUGUUCCUCAGCCCAUCACAAAUGUGACGUUACAAUUGCACUAGACAGUUGCACCUCAAAUAAAAACAAAAAAGCAAAAAA